GUUUAACCUUACCAAAAAAAAUUCAAAAUGAAACUACCCAAAACCGGAAGGUAUUCCGAUGAACACCGUACUUAAAAAUAUCACACUCUGCGGCCACGUGUUACUGGCAGAAGCAUUACACGUUUUCAUUCACGUUGAAAACAAGCGUGAAUUUCUCUGGAUAGAAAUAUAGCAAACAGAAUCUAUAAAACAACAAAGUAGGUGAAUGUUCUUCCUCUACACUUCAAAUCAAUGGCGAUUUUAUUCAACCCUAAUAUCACUUUGAAGCUCAACAAUGCAUCAAAACUUGACAUCCCAAAUUAUCUUCUCCAAAACCCUAGAAAUCCAUCAUCGUUAUCAUCUUUUCAUCUUUAUUCUCCAAUGCGCUUACGCUGGGUCAAUGGCAAUGCAUAUGGAUCCGACUUCAGUUACAGAAAGAUGGUUCCAACUCGACACCAAUCAGACUCUAAAUUUGUGGUUCGAUCUUCGGUCAAGAGUUCACAAUCACAAGUUCCAUCAAAUUCAAACGGUAGAAUUAUUUUUUGGUCUGCAGUUACCCUAGUGUUAGCUGUUGGGAAUCGCGUGCUCUAUAAACUUGCUCUCGUGCCUAUGAAGGAGUACCCCUUCUUUUUAGCUCAAGUCAACACUUUCGGGUAUGUGGCAAUUUAUUUUUCUAUACUGUAUAUAAGGCAUCGUGCUGGAAUUGUAACGGACGAGAUGAUGAUCCUUCCAAAAUGGCGGUUUGCGGUAAUCGGUAUGCUAGAAGCCCUAGGAGUUGUUGCUGGGAUGUACGCUGCAGCCAUGCUCCCUGGACCAGCUAUACCAAUAUUGAAUCAGGUACUGUCUGUCAGUUUCUGA
Lactuca virosa is the source of this 837-nucleotide messenger RNA. NCBI's taxonomy places the organism in Eukaryota, Viridiplantae, Streptophyta, Magnoliopsida, Asterales, Asteraceae. The record is from the annotation of a GenBank genome assembly.